AGGGAACAUUUGUCCGGGACGGGAGCUGCGCAGUUAUGUCGCCUGGCUGCGUGUGUUUGUCAUAACACUUUGUUCUAGUCAUUAAACCGGAUUCAGAGCGUCGCAGGACACUCUUCGUUUUCAACCGGGCAAGUAAAGGAUGUGUUUGGGGUUGCAUUCGCUGAUAGUUGUUCGAAGUUGAAGGCCAUUUUGUGUGAAGGGGAAGAAAACUCACUGGAAUCGUUUGGGGAGUAUUACAUACUCGAUCCGGAUAAGGACGCUCAACAUCACAGCUGUGGGCCUUUUACUGAUGGGUACACACUGUGGGGCGGCACACAAGGAGCGCAGCAAAGCGCAGAGACGAGACUGGAACUGCGAAAGAAUGAAUAGAAGCUAGAUAUCUUCAUCUCCAUUAAACCUCGAUCGCAAAAAGUCACUAACCGCAGGUCGUCUUUGAGAACACACCCAAAACCUUCAUCCCUUUCAAAAUGAGUGUAGAAGGAUAUCAGUACAGAGCGCUUUAUGAAUACAAGAAAGAGAGGGAGGAAGACAUUGAUCUGCAUGUGGGGGACAUCCUGCUGGUAAGCAGGGGAGCUCUGGUUGCUCUCGGCUACAGCGACGGCCUGGAACAGCAGCCGCAGAAGAUUGGUUGGCUACCGGGCUUUAACGAAACCACGCAGGAAAAGGGGGAUUUCCCUGGGACUUAUGUAGAAUACAUCGGGAAGAAAUGGAUCUCUCCUCCAACUCCCAAACCGAGGCCCCUCAGACCCUUACCUGUAGCUCCAGGUUGCUUCAAAGCAGAAGCGGACUCUGACUCAGAUCAAGGUGUCUCUUUAAUGGACUUGACGGAGCAGUUUUUCCUCCCAGAGACCGCUCCGCCCUUGCUGACCAGACUGCUGGAAGCUAUCGAGAGGAAAGGUGUGGAUAACCCAACUCUGUAUCGAACAUUUACUGCUGGAGGUGGACUUGAAGUCAGACAGUAUUAUGAUUGUGAUCCUCCUGCUGCAGACCUGGACCAGCUGGAGCUCUCUGCCCUAUGUGAUGGUCUUUGUAGGUACCUGCAGGAUCUCCCCCAGCCUAUUAUCCCAGCUGCCAUCCACACUCAGAUGGUCCACACGGCCAAAGAGGUGGUGAACCCAGAGGAAUGCGCCCAGCUGCUACGCCGCAUCGUCAGCUCCCCUAGCCUGCCUCCCCAGUACUGGCUCACUCUCCAGUGUCUGCUCAGGCACUUCGCUAAAGUGUGCCAGAACGGGUCCAGGAACCUCCUCACUGCCAGAUCGCUGGGCGAGAUCUUCAGCUCCGUGUUUUUCAGACAGCAACCCACCAGUUGUGAACCCAGUCUGGAUGCUUUUAUCAAGAUCAUCGAGGUUUUGGUGACCAGCGAGUGGAGUGAAAGUCAAGCUGCUCCAGCUCUACCUCCAAAACCACCCAAGCCUACAUCUGUGACUAACAACGGUAUGAACAACAACAUGGCUCUGCAAGACGCCGAAUGGUACUGGGGGGACAUCUCUAGGGAGGAAGUCAAUGAGAAACUGAGGGAUACUGCGGAUGGUACGUUUUUAGUGCGGGACGCCUCGACUAAAAUGCACGGAGACUACACUCUGACUCUGAGGAAAGGAGGCAACAACAAGCUCAUUAAGAUAUUCCAUCGAGAUGGGAAGUACGGCUUCUCGGAUCCGCUGACCUUCAGCUCCGUUGUGGAGCUGAUCAACCACUAUCGGAACGAGUCACUGGCUCAGUACAACCCCAAGCUAGACGUCAAGCUACUUUACCCGGUCUCCAAACACCAGCAGGAUCAGGUGGUGAAAGAGGACAACAUUGAAGCUGUGGGGAGGAAGCUUUGUGAAUACCACCAGCAGUACCAAGAGAAGAACAAAGAAUAUGACCGUCUGUAUGAAGAAUACACCAGAACAUCACAGGAAAUCCAAAUGAAACGCACAGCGAUAGAAGCCUUUAAUGAAACUAUAAAGAUAUUUGAGGAGCAAUGUCAGACACAAGAGCGGUACAGCAAAGAGUAUAUCGAGAAAUUCAGGAGAGAAGGCAACGAAAAGGAGAUCCAGAGAAUCAUGGGUAACUACGAGAAGUUGAAAUCAAGGAUUAGCGAAAUCGUCGACAGCAAGCGCAGGCUGGAGGAAGACCUGAAGAAGCAGGCGGCGGACUACAGAGAGAUCGACAAGAGGAUGAACAGCAUCAAACCCGACCUCAUCCAGCUCCGCAAGACCAGAGACCAGUACCUAAUGUGGUUGACGCAGAAAGGAGUCAGACAGAAGAAGCUCAACGAGUGGCUGGGAAUCAAGAACGAGAACACAGAAGAUCAAUAUUCUAUGGUGGACGAUGACGAAGAUCUCCCGCAUCACGACGAGCGAACAUGGAGACUGGGCAACAUCAAUCGGGUACAGGCCGAGGCUCUGCUCCAAGGAAAGAGAGACGGAACAUUCCUGGUUCGGGACAGCAGCAAACCGGGGUGCUACGCCUGCAGUGUUGUCGUGGACGGUGAAGUGAAGCACUGCGUCAUUAACAAGACCCCCUCAGGCUAUGGCUUUGCAGAGCCGUACAACCUGUAUGGCUCAUUGAAAGAACUCGUACUUCACUACCAGCACACAUCUUUGGUCCAGCACAACGACUCACUGAAUGUGACGCUAGCGUACCCAGUUUAUGCCCAGCAGAGACGAUGAGGCUCCGGAUGUUUCGACACGGACAGAAAGAUUUACGAGCCUCGCAGCAGCAGACACGUCAUGGACUCCAUGAUUAAUUAUAUAAAAGGAACGGAUACGCCCUGAUGCCUGGCUCAAACUUGGAAACCGGAGGAAAAGGACACAAUAAAGCCUGAAACAUUUCAGUGACUUUGCCAUCAACCUGAGGCGAGUCUGAAUGUAAAUCUUUUUAUUUGUGUUUUUUUUGUGGGAGCACAGAAUCUAGCGGAAACCGGUGAACUCUCUCAAGAGGAGGACGUUUGAGGCCUUUUCCUUAUGGUGCUUGUUCGUUUUCAAAGCUUUACCAGCUGGAAUGUUGGACCGCAGCAGACAAACUCUUGAAACGGAGCGGUACUCACCGGCCACAACAGUUUUGUUUGUUUCCUCUCGCAUCAUCAACGUGCUUUUCUUUCUUUCUCUACGUGUGUGUUUGUGCGUGGACUGUCCAUGUGACCAAAACUCAUAGAAUCGGGAGACCGUGUGACGUUGGAUGGCUGUAACACACUAGCUUGUGUUAUCUGUUCAGCAGCAGAGCAUGGAUCAGCUGAAAAUGUAGCAAAAUGGCACUUUUCUUUUUGUUUUGUUUUUUACACAUGUAAUUUUUUUUAAUGGUUUUAGAAAGAACUAUGAGCUUGGAAGAGAAGAGCAGAGAAGGGGGGGGAAAGCUUGCCUCCUGCCUUCUCGUUGUUGAGCAUUAGAGCGCAGAAGCAAACUUGAUCUUAAAAGGGGGGACAGGUGAAACGAUAAUGGACUUGCUAUUUCAUGUACAUAUGUGAAAUUGUGCAAAGUCAUGAAACAAAGUGCACCGUACCAAAAAGAUUCAGUUUCUGUUCUGAUCAGCUAUGCAAUUCUUUCUCCAUUUGUACGUAAGAAUUGUUUAACUGUUGCAACCCACAAUAUAAGCUUGUUUAAUCGCUUGAAAAGUAUCUUUUCCUGUGUAAAUAUCCAAAUGGAUAUUUUGUUUCAAAAUGCCAAGCUACAGAACAAAACGCUUAUGAUUUUUAAAGAUAAUAAUAGAAAUGUACACUUUAUUGUAAUUACUUUAACAGCUGGUAUACAGAUGGAAAAGAUGAGUAUUUUAUUAGUCUUUUUGUUCUUUUUGCUUCAAACUAAAGUUCCUCUCAGGCAGAGCCUUGUGAGUAUUUGAGCUGCUUCAGUGAAGAGUCCAGAGCGACGCCCGUUGGCGCUCGGUUCUCUGUUUGGAGGAGCGCUCGGAGAACGGGGCUGGUUGGGAUUGUACGACCCAUAUCACCACCAAAACACCAGUAGAGAUUUAUUUUGUUAUAAAAUAGAUAUGUUCCCAUAUGAGAAUAAAAGAUCAAUUUACAUUUUACACAUUGUAUAUUUUUCUGUAUCAGAAAAUGUUUACAUGGGUGGAUCAGCUCAUUUCCGAAACGAAUUUUUCAUAUUUCAAGGGGGCGCCGCGCGAAAGUGUGUGAUGAAAUAAAAUGGCCACAGCUCAACUACAGUUUCCUUCCUGAUCUUUAAUUUAAAUGAGAAAAAUGGUACACAUUCAAGCCCAAUUGGAACACCUGUUUGAUGAACUCUCUGCCAUUAGUGACAUUUCUAUGAAUCUCCAUCCGUAACAUGCAUGCAGUGAUCACAGCUGUUCAGUUAAAUCCUAACAAACUAAUUACCUCCCGUGUUUUUACACACGUCGUGCAGGUGCGGAGCAGACGGUCGGUGUAAAUCUGUGCCUAAGGCAGACCGGUUUCGACUAUGGUACACGCAGCUCAAUUCAAUGUUUUACAGAUGCAUUUGACCGAGCUGCUCAUGCGAAAUUGAAUUUUGAGCACAUUCUGGGUUUUAUCACAUGUAUACAAGUAAUAAGACAUCUGUAAUAUUGGACAUUUACUACAAGUCUAAUUUUAUUUACCUCACAACAGCUGCUGGCACGAACGUUUUGUCUUUUAUUCUUUAAGAUCACAGACAACAUGCACCUUCUCUGCCUUAGUGCCGGGUUGUAUGAUUGCUUUCUGUUUUUUCAUUUUGUGUCCUGCACAUGAUGAUUGGAUUGAUAUUUGCCAGUGUUCCUCCGUUUGGCUUUGAAUCUGUAUUGGGCUUUGUUAAAAACAACAAAUAAAACACUUUUUUUUUUAAAGAAA
Messenger RNA from Girardinichthys multiradiatus, 4777 nucleotides. RefSeq names its product phosphoinositide-3-kinase, regulatory subunit 1 (alpha) (gene pik3r1). Gene Ontology annotation, biological process: insulin receptor signaling pathway; phosphatidylinositol phosphate biosynthetic process. Gene Ontology annotation, cellular component: phosphatidylinositol 3-kinase complex. The record is from RefSeq and is a predicted model, not a curated record. Lineage: Eukaryota; Metazoa; Chordata; Actinopteri; Cyprinodontiformes; Goodeidae. Bases 468 to 2654 code for a protein of 728 amino acids. The transcript has 15 exons. Gene Ontology annotation, molecular function: protein binding; 1-phosphatidylinositol-3-kinase regulator activity.